AUGGUAAGCUCGACUGACCAUACCACCCUUUGGAGAGCUCCUCUGUCCUGCUUGGUGCUGUUUCCAAACCAGGCUGUGAUGCCUCCUGUCAGGAAGAUCUCAAUAGUGCAGACGAAAGACUGGGAAGAGAGUAGAAAGUACUGCAGAGGGAGAGGAGCAGACCUGAUGGUCAUAAACAGCCAAGAGGAACAGGAGUUCCUCACUAAAAUGCUGGGCAGCAAACGGGACAGAGACAGUGAGGGGGAGUGGAAAUGGGUGGAUGGUACACCACUGACCACUGCGUACUGGGCUGAGGGGGAACCGAAUGAUUCAGGUGGUGAGGACUGUGCUGAGAUUUCAGGCAGACAAGAAAAUAAGGUCUGGAAUAACUUACCAUGUUCAUCUAAACAAUUAUGGAUCUGUGAGAAACUUAUGUUUACUAAUUAAGUAUUGUGAAAUGAUACAACAUUCACAACUCAAGCUGUGUUUAUUGAGGAGGUCAGUUCAGGUUUUAUUAUAAGAAAACCAAGAAAUGCAAACUGUCAAAUAAUUAUUUGAUUUUAUAUAUGUUGAUGUUGUUCUCUUGCAUCAAAAUCAACUGUGUUGUAUCUCAUAAUAUUUGUUUCCUUUUAGUCUAUUUUGUGUCCUAUACU
Molecule: messenger RNA, 632 nt
Organism: Tachysurus vachellii
Lineage: Eukaryota; Metazoa; Chordata; Actinopteri; Siluriformes; Bagridae
Product: CD209 antigen-like protein A
Exons: 4
Coding region: 1-426 (141 amino acids)
Biological process (GO): biological process involved in interspecies interaction between organisms
Cellular component (GO): external side of plasma membrane
Molecular function (GO): fucose binding; D-mannose binding
Source: RefSeq, a predicted model, not a curated record